Molecule: messenger RNA, 3058 nt
Organism: Ceratotherium simum simum (southern white rhinoceros)
Lineage: Eukaryota; Metazoa; Chordata; Mammalia; Perissodactyla; Rhinocerotidae
Source: RefSeq, a predicted model, not a curated record
ACGGACCGUCUCCGCUAGAGGCUGCACAGCCCGCCCGGACCACCGCCGCCGCGCCCGCCGCCGCCCGCCCGGCGCCCUCCGGUUUCCUUCCUCCAGGGGGAAAAAUGUCCUUCGGGCCGCUUUCCAGGAAGCAGCAGGAUGUGCUGCUCCACUGUCACUAGUAACAAGCUGCGCAAACCAUGCAGGAUGAUUUACUGAUGGACAAAAGCAAAACCCAGCCCCAGUCCCAGCAGCAGCGGCAGCAGCAGCAGCCCCAGCCCGAGCCCAGCGCAGCCGAAGCCCCGUCCACGCCCCUCUCCUCAGAGACCCCCAAGCCGGAGGACAGCAGCGCAGUGCCGGCCCUCAGCCCCGCCGCGGCCCCACCGGCCCCCAACGGCCCCGACAAGAUGCAGAUGGAAUCGCCGCUCCUGCCGGGCUUGAGUUUCCACCAGCCGCCUCAGCAGCCGCCGCCGCCGCAGGAACCCGCGGCGCCGGGCGCGUCACUGUCGCCGUCCUUCGGCAGCACCUGGUCCACAGGCACCACGAACGCGGUGGAGGACAGCUUCUUCCAGGGUAUCACCCCAGUCAACGGGACCAUGCUCUUCCAGAACUUCCCGCACCACGUCAACCCAGUCUUCGGAGGCACCUUCUCCCCGCAGAUCAGCCUGGCGCAGACCCAGCACCACCAGCCGCCGCCGCCACCCGCGCCACAGCCCGCGCAGUCCGCUCAGCCCCCGCAGGCGCAGCCCCCGCAGCAGCGCCGGUCGCCCGCCAGCCCCAGCCAGGCGCCCUACGCGCAGAGGAGCGCCGCCGCGGCAUACGGCCACCAGCCCAUCAUGACCAGCAAGCCGUCGUCGUCCUCGGCUGCAGCAGCCGCCGCGGCCGCAGCCGCCGCCUCGUCCGCCUCGUCCAGCUGGAACACGCACCAGAGUGUGAACGCCGCCUGGAGCGCGCCGUCCAACCCGUGGGGUGGCCUGCAGGCAGGUCGGGACCCUCGCCGGGCGGUCGGCGUGGGUGUGGGCGUGGGCGUCGGGGUGCCUUCACCACUCAACCCCAUCUCGCCGCUCAAAAAGCCCUUCUCCAGCAAUGUGAUCGCGCCGCCCAAGUUCCCCCGCGCGGCCCCACUCACUUCCAAGUCGUGGAUGGAGGAUAACGCUUUCCGGACCGAUAAUGGUAACAAUCUGUUGCCAUUUCAGGACCGGAGUAGGCCCUAUGACACUUUUAACUUGCACUCGUUGGAGAAUUCCUUAAUGGAUAUGAUAAGGACUGAUCAUGAGCCUCUGAAAGGUAAACACUACCCUCCCAGUGGCCCACCAAUGAGUUUCGCUGAUAUAAUGUGGAGGAAUCAUUUUGCAGGACGCAUGGGAAUAAAUUUCCAUCAUCCAGGAACAGAUAAUAUUAUGGCACUUAACACCAGGAGCUAUGGGCGGAGACGAGGUCGGUCUUCUCUCUUUCCCUUUGAAGAUGCCUUCCUGGACGACAGUCAUGGCGAUCAGUCCUUGUCAUCUGGCUUAAGUUCUCCCACUCGCUGUCAAAAUGGGGAACGAGUAGAACGCUACUCGAGAAAGGUGUUUGUUGGGGGCCUUCCUCCCGAUAUCGAUGAAGAUGAGAUCACUGCCAGCUUUCGCAGGUUUGGACCUCUCGUCGUAGACUGGCCUCACAAAGCUGAAAGCAAGUCAUAUUUUCCUCCUAAAGGCUAUGCCUUUCUGCUGUUCCAGGAAGAGAGCUCAGUACAAGCUUUGAUAGAUGCCUGCCUAGAAGAAGACGGGAAACUGUACCUGUGUGUGUCGAGCCCCACCAUCAAGGAUAAACCGGUGCAAAUUCGACCGUGGAACCUAAGUGACAGUGACUUUGUAAUGGAUGGUUCUCAGCCUUUGGACCCCAGAAAAACUAUCUUUGUUGGGGGAGUUCCACGACCCCUUCGAGCUGUUGAACUGGCAAUGAUCAUGGACCGUUUGUACGGUGGUGUCUGCUAUGCUGGCAUUGAUACAGACCCAGAGCUGAAGUACCCCAAAGGUGCUGGCCGUGUGGCGUUCUCCAAUCAGCAGAGUUACAUUGCAGCUAUCAGUGCUCGCUUUGUGCAGCUCCAACACAAUGACAUUGACAAACGGGUGGAAGUGAAGCCAUAUGUGCUGGAUGAUCAGAUGUGUGAUGAGUGCCAGGGCACACGCUGUGGUGGGAAGUUUGCCCCGUUCUUCUGUGCCAACGUCACCUGUCUGCAGUAUUACUGCGAAUACUGCUGGGCGAGCAUCCAUUCCCGCGCCGGGCGGGAGUUCCACAAACCGCUGGUGAAGGAGGGAGGCGACCGCCCUCGUCAUGUCCCGUUCCGCUGGAGCUGAGCCCAGGGCAGACCCAGCCACAAGUACUGGAGUAGAUAACAAGGAGGGAAAAGAGAGGGCACUGCCUCAGGGCUUACAGUGUUCUGGAAAUCUGUGCAUUCGUUCUCGAUUUUUAAAGAAGAAAUGGGUCUUUUUAUUAUUAUUAUUUACAGUCAUAUUACUGAACUCAGUAUAAUGCAGAAUUGCAGAGUGUGUAACGGUACUGAUUUGCACUUUGAUUCACACCUUUGUCUGCUUGGUACCUUAAUUUCUUACACCUGAUUUGUCACUCGUGACAGUAUGUAGACUGCCAUUCUCAUCUGCGGCCAUCAGGUUGAUGUCUGUGACAUUUUGUUGUUGUUGUUGUGUCGUUGUUGUUCUGAUUGUUUUUAAACUGGAGCAUGCACUUAUUUUCAGAAACAUAGAGAGUUGCCCCUAGAAGAAGACUUACCAAAGGUAAUACUCGGGAGUAGGCGGCAGAUGUAGCAAAAACUUCACAACAAGUCAGCAGUCAUUAGUUGGGGUCAUUUAGAGUAAGGACAACCCUUAAUGAAAAUAAGCCUUUAGUUGCUCUCUAUUUUGACAUGUAAGGAUACCUCAUAAGCUGAAUCUUUAUUUUUCCUUCAUGUUUAAUUUUGGUUUUGCUGAGGAUUUUGGUUAGAUCGUUUAGUGUUAUGUAAAUUUAUGCUGCAAUAGCUUUUGCUGCUAUUAAAAUGGUAUUAUUAAUACCAUAAUACUCUAUCCAGGCUAAAGUAUCAAUU